Molecule: messenger RNA, 2785 nt
Organism: Nycticebus coucang (slow loris)
Lineage: Eukaryota; Metazoa; Chordata; Mammalia; Primates; Lorisidae
Gene: GIT2
Product: GIT ArfGAP 2
Exons: 20
Coding region: 152-2431 (759 amino acids)
Biological process (GO): brain development; regulation of ARF protein signal transduction
Molecular function (GO): GTPase activator activity; protein binding
Source: RefSeq, a predicted model, not a curated record
CGCUUGCGUGCUGCGCCAAGGCUGCGAGGUGCUGAGGGAAGAGGCGCCGCCGAAGGGACCCGUUAGAGCGGAAGCGUUGCCGCUGCCGCCGCUGUCUUAGCUGUCCGGGGGCCUCUGGUUCCUGGCAGGUGGGAGGCUGGAGCCUGGAGCCAUGUCGAAACGGCUUCGGAGUAGCGAGGUGUGCGCUGACUGCAACGGGCCGGAUCCUUCCUGGGCAUCAGUAAACAGGGGAACUUUUAUAUGUGACGAGUGCUGCAGUGUUCAUCGGAGUCUAGGGCGCCAUAUCUCCCAAGUAAGGCAUCUUAAACACACACCAUGGCCUCCCACACUGCUUCAGAUGGUUGAAACCUUGUAUAAUAAUGGUGCUAAUUCUAUAUGGGAGCAUUCUUUGCUGGACCCUGCCUCUAUUAUGAGCGGAAGACGUAAAGCUAAUCCACAGGAUAAAGUACAUCCCAAUAAAGCGGAAUUCAUCAGAGCCAAGUAUCAGAUGUUAGCAUUUGUCCAUCGCUUGCCUUGCCGGGAUGACGAUAGUGUGACUGCCAAAGAUCUUAGUAAGCAACUACAUUCAAGCGUGAGAACAGGGAAUCUUGAAACCUGUUUGAGACUGUUAUCUUUAGGAGCACAAGCCAACUUCUUCCAUCCUGAGAAAGGAAAUACCCCACUCCAUGUUGCCUCCAAAGCAGGACAGAUUUUACAGGCUGAAUUAUUGGCAGUAUAUGGGGCAGACCCGGGCACACUAGAUUCUAGUGGGAAAACUCCUGUUGAUUAUGCAAGGCAAGGAGGGCACCAUGAGUUGGCAGAACGCCUCAUAGAAAUACAGUAUGAGCUGACGGACCGACUAGCCUUUUAUCUCUGUGGCAGGAAACCAGAUCACAAAAAUGGACAGCACUUUGUAAUACCUCAAAUGGCAGACAGCAGCCUGGAUUUGUCUGAGUUGGCAAAAGCUGCCAAGAAGAAACUUCAAUCUCUAAGUAAUCAUUUGUUUGAAGAACUUGCCAUGGAUGUGUACGAUGAAGUUGACAGGCGAGAGACUGAUGCAGUCUGGCUUGCCACACAAAACCACAGCACCCUGGUAACCGAGACAACCGUCGUCCCCUUUCUUCCGGUCAAUCCUGAGUACUCAUCCACACGAAACCAGGGCAGGCAGAAAUUAGCUCGGUUCAAUGCCCAUGAGUUUGCCACACUGGUCAUCGACAUUCUCAGUGACGCCAAGAGGAGACAGCAAGGCAGCCCUCUCUCUAGUUCAAAAGACAAUGUGGAGCUUAUACUUAAAACAGUCAGUAACCAACACAGUGUUGAGAGUCAAGACAAUGACCAGCCAGACUAUGACAGCGUGGCCUCGGAUGAAGACACAGAUUUGGAAACCACCAUAAGCAAAGCAAACCGGCAGAAGAGUCUAGAUUCAGAUUUAUCAGAUGGACCAGUCACUGUGCAGGAAUUUUUGGAGGUCAAAAACGCCCUAGUGGCUUCUGAGGCCAAGAUACAACAGCUAAUGAAGGUGAAUAACAACUUGAGUGACGAGCUGAGAAUUAUGCAGAAAAAGCUUCAAACACUCCAGAGUGAAAAUUCGAACCUCAGGAAACAGGCCACAACCAAUAUAUAUCAGGUGCAAACUGGUUCUGAGUACACAGACACUUCCAACCACUCUUCCUUAAAGCGACGUCCGUCUGCCCGAGGCAGUAGGCCCAUGUCCAUGUACGAGACGGGAUCAGGUCAGAAAGCAUAUCUCCCAAUGGGAGAAGCCAGCCGCCCCGAAGAGAGCAGGACAAGGCUCCAGCCCUUCCCCGCACACAUCGGGAGGAGUGCACUUGUGACCUCCUCUUCAUCUCUGCCUUCCUUCCCCUCCACACUUUCCUGGUCGAGGGAUGAAAGCACCCGAAGGGCAUCCAGGCUGGAGAAGCAGAAUAGCACACCUGAGAGUGACUAUGACAAUACUCCCAACGACAUGGAGGCAGAUGACACAGGGUCCAGCCGAAAGGGAAGGCAGAGAAGUAUGGUUUGGCCAGGUGAUAGCUCAGUACCAGAUACAGCAGAACCCUAUGUGGCUCCAAGCCCCACUCUCCCCAGCACUGAAGACGUCAUCCGGAAGACUGAACAGAUCACCAAAAACAUACAGGAACUCUUAAGAGCAGCCCAAGAAAAUAAACAUGACAGUUAUAUUCCCUGCUCAGAGAGGAUACACGUAGCAGUUACAGAAAUGGCAGCACUAUUCCCUAAAAAACCCAAGUCUGACAUGGUGAGGACUUCCCUCCGCUUACUGACAUCCAGUGCCUACCGACUCCAGUCGGAGUGCAAGAAGACCCUCCCGGGGGACUCCAGCUUGCCUACAGACGUCCAGCUGGUCACACAGCAGGUGAUCCAGUGUGCAUACGACAUCGCCAAGGCUGCUAAGCAGCUGGUCACCAUCACCACCAAAGAGAACAACAACUGACAGAGGAGCGCCACCCUGCUGUUUCCUAGGCUUUUUAAAGUCUGAUUUCGCAGUUAGACAUGGAACAGAUUUUUACAAAAACAAACAUUUAAUGAUGGUUUAAAACUUUUUAAGAAAAAACUCAGUAUUAUUUUUGCAUGUUUUCUAACAAAUUUUCAACUAUUAAUUUAAUCCACUUGCCUUAUUUUGUGCCUGUUUGCCAGUUUAGUUGCUGAUGUUCUUUCUGUUGUAUCGUCAAUGACUGUUGAGCUAAUGGUCACGUACGUCCAAAAGUACAGUUUCAUUGUUUAAAAUUUGUUAAAACUUUUCCAGAUCUUAAAACUGCCUGCCUAUUGCUAAAACUCUGAGAUUUUU